Messenger RNA from Saprolegnia parasitica CBS 223.65, 1338 nucleotides. RefSeq lists its product as hypothetical. Gene Ontology annotation, biological process: cellulose catabolic process. Lineage: Eukaryota; Oomycota; Saprolegniomycetes; Saprolegniales; Saprolegniaceae. The record is from RefSeq and is a predicted model, not a curated record. The coding region runs from base 79 to 1338 and encodes 419 amino acids. Gene Ontology annotation, cellular component: extracellular region. The transcript has a single exon. Gene Ontology annotation, molecular function: cellulose binding; hydrolase activity, hydrolyzing O-glycosyl compounds.
CGCGUGCCGUGGACAUGGCACCUCCAAUUGCAUUGCUCGACACGGGCGAUUCACCACGUCACUUUUCCAUUUUCCAUCAUGAAGAUCGCGUCUCUGCUGGCACUCACUGGCCUCGGCUACCUCGCCAACCCUGCGUCCGCUGCCAUCUGCGCCGGCGUCACGCCCUACUCGUACCAAGUCGCCGUCCAAACCAACGCCCAAUUUGCACCGGCCAUCAACGAGCUCAAAAAAUACUCGGUCGCAACGUGGUACGUCGACAACGGCGGCAACCCCAUCGAUGCGCUCCUCGCGGCGUGCCCCACCGACACGCCCGUCAUCGUCGUCUACGGGCUACCCCAGAAGGAUUGCGCGGCGGGCUUCUCGGGCGGCGGCAGCAACAGCAACGCCGACCAGUACAAGGCGUGGAUCCAGUCGCUGGCCAACAAGGUCGGCAACCGCAAGGUCAUCUACAUUCUGGAGCCGGACGCCAUUGGUCUUCUCGCCAACAACAAUUGUGCGACGCAGAACGGGUAUCUCGGCAACCUCCAGAACGCGAUGCGGAUUCUGUCGGCCAACGCCAACGCGCAGAUCUACGCUGACGUCGCAUCGUGGGCCAUUCAAGACAAGGCUGUCGCGAUUCUCAAGAGCCUCGGCAAGGUCACGGGUAUUGCCAUCAACACGUCUGGCUAUCACGCAACCGCUGAGAUGAACCAGGUGUGCGAGUCGUACUCGAAGCAGACCGGCGGUCUCCACUGCAUUAUUGACACGUCGCGCAACUUUAACGGGUCGCCGCAAAGCGAAUGGUGCAACGCGCGGUCGGGCGGCAUUGGUGCGCCGCCGACGGCGCAGACCGGCAACCCGCUGGUCGACUACUACCUCUGGAUCAAGGUGCCGGGUGAGUCGGACGGGCAGUGCUACGGCCAGUCGAGCGAUGCGUUGAUCGGGCCUGGCGCCGGUCAGUUCUUUCCCGACGGCUUCAAAUCGCUGUGGGACCAGGGCUACUUUGUCGCGCAUGGGUUUCCCAAGAUCGGCCAGACCACGGCGUCGCCGACCAAGGCACCGUCGACGCCCAAGCCACCGACUCCGGCUCCAACGCCUAAGCCGUGGACACCUGUACCGACGUCUGCUCCGACGCCCAAGCCGUGGACGCCUGCUCCGACGCAAGCUCCUUCAACGCCCAAGCCAUGGACUCAGCCACCCGCGACGCCGUCGUUGCGUCCGACGACGCCUCCCCAGGGAACGAUUCCCUCUUGGGGUCAAUGCGGUGGCAAGGCGUACACGGGUCCCACGACCUGUGUCGCGGGCUGCUACUGCAAGUACCAGAAUGACUGGUACCAUCAGUGCCUCCCCACCAACUAA